This is a messenger RNA of Xyrichtys novacula (pearly razorfish), 20511 nucleotides long. The record is from the annotation of a GenBank genome assembly. NCBI's taxonomy places the organism in Eukaryota, Metazoa, Chordata, Actinopteri, Labriformes, Labridae.
CAUUGCUCUCUUGAGUCACCAAGUACUUUCAGACACGCUCACACACUCAUCAGUCACACACACACAUGCACACACUCCACAGCCUGGCAGCCCGCACAGACAGCACACUCCAGGAUGACAUUGUACUGACACACUGCUGCAAGGAGAGCUCAUCAGGUGAGUCUGAGCCUGUGACUUUGGAUAUGUUGUUUCUUUCACGGGUGGUUAUCCUGAGUUAACAUUAACAUCAGUGUUUAUUUAUAUUCAUAACUUUCUGCAGAAUUGAUCAGGUCUGUACAUUUGACCUCCACUAAGAGAUGGCUGCUGAGACUUUUGUGCUCCUGAAAUAGAUUUUACACCGUUUUAGUCACUGACAGACUUUCGAGAGAUUGUGUAACCUGUUGAUUUAGUAAUAGAGGGAAAUCAGACUAGGCUUAUUAUUACGGGACAUUCUCAGCAUCCUGUUGUGUAAAGACCUCUUAAUGAUGUCUGCUCUCUUCAUAUCACCUAUUGUUUGCUCAAGAAGGUGUUUUGCUAUGGAGGGGUCGUAAACUCUUUCACAGCCAUUCGCAAAUGUUUUCCUGUCAUGCACUCCUCUCAGAUAACCGAUCCACAGUAAAAGAAGAGAAAUGGAAAAAAACAGACGGAGUAAUGAGGUUUGCCUGAAACAAAGCUUUACUGUAUGAAAAUGUGGGGAAAAAACGUGAGGUAAAAGCUGUUAGAAAUGCACUGUGUGUAAGUAUGCACUGUCAGAGAUAAUAUUAUAUCAUUUUAUUUGUGUAUCAGGUGUAAAUUAUAUCUAAUUUUGGAGGGAUUUUGCUUUACAUGACUGCACACAUGUACCAGUAAAGACAAAAAUGAAAAAAGCAACAAAAACUGACAUGAGCUUGAGGGGGAAAAAAUAGAUUUUGUUUUCAAAAAGGUGAAAAAAAUGUGAAACAUUCACCAAUUCUUACUCAUUUUCUCUUUAACCUUUAACAAACAUUUUUACCUACCUUUUUUAUACAAAAGUAGAAUAAUCUGAAAGCAGAGACACAAACUCUUCCUUGCAGGAUUUAGAUAAAGAGAAGAACAGAGUUCAUGUUUUGAUUCAUGAGGAAACACGGUGGAGAUUGUACUGAACCGUAAGAUAGAAACACAACCCUUAAGUAUCAUGUAAAUCCACGAUUAGAAAGGUAGAAUUUAAACAUUUUCCCUCUUUAGCUGUAGAUGCACACAGAGAAAGAGUUUGAAAGUUAUUUAACGGAGGAAGUUUGGGUUUGUGUCAAUUUUUCCACCCCUCUCAGACAAAGCAGUCUUUUCUUAUCUUGUCUUAUAUCUGCUAAGGUAGGGUCUUCUGAUAAAAAAAAAAAGAAAAAAAAUCUCAUCCUGCUGACUUCAGUCAUUUAUUGUAAAUAUUUCAUGUGGAAAAUGAAAACAACAGGUCUGACACCUACCCUCUUAUUCAAGUUUGAGGCAUUAAAGGCGACAUGGCCCUAUUUAAAGUAUUAAAGAUUGUUAGUCUAUUUCAAAAACAUGAAAAAUAAACUCCUGACAAGAGCUUUAAAUGCAUUUAUUCUCGAUCAGUUAAGUCUCAAGCAUUCAUAUAUCUAGUUAUCUUCAAAGGUCCUGAGAGGGGCUUUUGGUUUGUGUCACCUCUGUCACUUUUGCUUCUCAUUUUCCCCAUGUUUAAGUAGAGUUUCUGCAACAACCCCUCAUCCUGCUAAAUAUUGACAAUCUAAUGUGUCUCUAUUUACGAGUAUUAAUAUAAGAAGAACACCUACCACCUCAAACAAGUUUCAGGCAUUAAAAUGAGUAAAUAUUACUUGUCAAAGCUUCCGUUGAUUACACUGUGGAAUCAAGUGUUCGGUCUGUUUUUAUAACUGGCAAAAAAAAAAAAAAAAAAACUGACAGAAGCUUUAACUCAUUUUCCAGAUUUACUGUCUUUAAACUUUAUCUGAGUGAAAAUGUUUGGAAGAAAAACUGAAGUAGCAAUGAUCUUUUGAAAAAAUGAAAAGGCCAAUCAAGCCUAUUUACUUUUUAUGUAUAGAACAUAAUACUGUAUAAAGACAUUGGUUUUAAAAUCAGAGCCUGCAAAACUUCAUUUAACUCUAGGAAAAUGUAGCCAUGAUAGUAAGAAAAAAUGAAUAUUAACAGCCGGAGGAAUAGAAUAAGAUAAUGAAUGAGAGAUAACACUUAAAUAAAAGGGCAGACUACUCUCCAACCAAAGCUGUGCACAUAAACAUUUUCUGCACCAAAAGGGCUUUAAUUUCAUUUUUCCAACAAAGACUUUUCCUUUUUGUUUUUAGUGUUCUUGCAGCAGGAUAAGGAAUUAUUCAUCUUGAAAAUAAGUGUGUUUGAACCUGUGUAAAGACCAAAAAUACUAAUGUAAGAGAUAUUCAAGGAAAGCUUUACAAACUGAGGGAAGGAAACCGACUAAGAGGGAAAAAGGGAAAAAAGAAAGUGUUUUUGUGUAAGCUCAAAAAAUGUCUUGCUGACCCCAUACACCUGACAAAUCCACAUCGAACAUCUUACUUUGUGUUUAAAGUAAGGACCAAAUCUAUUUUGAUCAGUCAAAAAUAUCUACCAAAAGUUUAAAAAAAGAAAAAAAAUUACUUGCCAAGUAAAGACUGUUGUUAUUCAUAACAACCAAUCCAGGUCAUAUUUUUAACCUGCAACAUCCUAAAAUAAGAAAUAAGGCCUGUCAGGUAAAUGUGGCUCAUAUGAAGUCUAAUUAGACUUUUUUUUUUAAUUAGAAAUAAGACAAAAACUGCUCAGUUCUGAGUUUUUGUAGUGCUAAUGUAAGAAUAUGUCCGUUAUCUUUGGAUUAUAAAAGUGGCUGCAGAUACUUCGAUGUAGGCCCAAAGGACUGUGUAAUCAGAUCCACAUACCAUGCAUUUCAGAAAUUUGUCAGUCCUAGUGUCGGCAGACCUUCCUGUGGGUGCCAAUGUGUGGGGGACAGUAGACAUCACCACGUCCUGUGUACAAAGCCUGAUGUGAUGUAACAAAUCCUGUCCCAUUUCAAGGUUAAAAUCUCAGUGCUGUCUCUUUGAAGCUCUGUUUGAAAACCAGAAAUACAGGAACUGCCUUAAAAGGACAGUGAUGGGACCAGAGAUGUUAGACACAAAUGUUAGACUGAGUUCAUAUCCACUAACUUCAUCUAAAAACUUGAGAAAUAUAGAAACAGUUAUUGUUGGAGGCAGAGACUCUUCCAUCAAUCCGUUAUUGACUUCAUUCAGAAACGAGGUUCAAGUGUCAGAUGAGGAGGAAAUUUAAGACUGCAGCAGUCAGUCCGAGGGACUCUCACCCAGUUUUGUGAAAUGUUCUCUUGUCUUUAUUCGGACAGAGUUUUCCUCGCCCAGUGUGCUGGUUGUUGUAACUUAAGAUUGAAAGGCACCUCUGCACAAGCAGACAAUGAAAACUGUUUCUUCAUCAGCUUGUAGUACACAGAAAUAAUUCUUAACAACAUUUCUUUUAUUUGAAGAAAAAGCAGCUCAGUUCACUUUCAUUAAAUGUUAACACAGCUGGUGCAGGAAUUUAAAUGAAGAUGGUAUAGCACAAAUGUGAGAGCUGCACAAUUCCCAAGUCUGUUCUCUUCUAUUACACAGAAAUUCAAAGUUCUCAUUUCUUUUCUUUUAAAAAUGGGGAGCCUUUCCUACAGUUCAGUAUCUUCAAUUGUCUUAAGAGACUUUAAAUAUUAGAGAUUUCCUCUAUUAAUCAGGAGGUUAAAAAAGGAAUCUUUUCUUUUCUUCAUCUUUUUUUCAAAGACUAAAAAAGGUUUUAAUGUACUUCAGGGAGGGACUUUUAGUUUGUAGUGCAUCAUACGCACAUGUCUAAAGCUUUUUAAGGCUUAAUACCAAUCCUGAAAAGUAAUUAUAAGCAUCCUUACUGACUUAUAGCCAAGUUUAUGAAAUGUUAUAUGCAGUGAACAUAAUGCCAUAUAAAAGUCGGUUUAUAAACCAUCAUACUUCGAAGAAAAUCUAACAGUGUCAAUUGAAUUCUGGGUUUUAGAAUACACUGUAACUCCAACAACAACUUUUUCUAGUAGUAAACAGUUAGGAAAAAACUCAGUUACUGCAUUAUAAGAUGUCAUAAUUUCCAUCAUUUAUAAUAAGGAAGUGUCUGAUUAAUACUUGCAGUGUGAUACAGCAUGACCUUGGUGCACCGCAGAGAAUCAGAAAUACAGUAUACUGUUGCUUCUUAUAAUACACUGAAUGAGUUAAUAAGAGCUGUUAUAACUGGAUAAAUAAAUCAAACCCUCAGUAUGUUCACUGAUCCUAACAUUUCAUGAACUUGAAAUGAUAAAUUAUAAAGAAGCUGCCCCCUGAACAUGUCAACACCAUAUUUUAACAUCAUGUUGUUUAUUAGAUAUAUGUUGAAACAAGGAAACCAGGAAAACAUUUUAAUCUUACAAGUUUGAAAUGUCCUCAUGAAAACAACAGAAACAAUGGCUGAUCUGGUUUAUAUUGAGAAGGACAUAGAUAUAAUAAUCAAAGGUUAUUUGUGAAAACCGAAGAAAUGUCACUUUGUAAAUUUGGAAAAUCAGAUUCUACAGAAUGAUUAAACUUGAUGAAGCCUUAUUAUUUCCCUCAGACACUUGUUCAUGUGAUCCUUUUCAAUCUCAACGUUAUUAUACAAAGAUUGUGCAGGCAAAGACAUGACAUAUUUGAUCAUUAAGCUACAGGUGUGUCCUUUCAUACUUUGUUUUACAUCAUUUGGUACGUCAGGUUUAGUUUACAAAAAGCCAUGCUUCAGCAUGUGUAAUCACAGCUUUAUUUUGAGCACAUGCUUCCUUAUUUGUGUAGUGAAGUGUGUUGCAUAACCAUGAGAGAGGAUGUUUUAGAUUCUGGUUAUAUAAAGUGUUUGGUGGAUGAUGAGCGGAGCACGAGUAUGAAAACAACAACAAAAAACAACCUUUUUUCCGAGCAUGAUAAGUCCAGUUUUCAGUGUGAAAUCUGUGAUCUGUGCUCUCUUGUCUGUCAUUCAGGGUUUGAAAUAGUUCAGACUCUCAGCCGCAGAAGUGGGAAACUUUUGAACGCUCUGAUCAUUUUAUCAAAGAAAGAGCUAAAUCUGACUCUUUCCUUGUGUUACAGUUUGUUAAAAAAAUCUGUCGCCACCAUGCCCAUCCUGAAAAAACUUCCAGGAAGGUCCAAGAGCUGCCACGAGUUCCCCAGAGUCAACGGGGAGCUGAUCCUGCCCCGGCUGGACCUGGACCUCAGGGACUUGAACGACCUGAAUGAUCUGAAGGAACUUAACGACCUGAAGGACCUGAACAAGAGCCUGAAUCCGUUUGAUGAUGUGGACCUGGAUGAUGAUGAUGAGAGGAAUGGGGGUGAUGUGGGCCUCAUCAUGGGGGAGGUCAGGGGUAACCUCCAUCUCAGGUCCUCCCGUGAUGGUGAAGAGGAGGAAAACGAGGUGAACGCAGAGAGGCAUGGGGCCGGAAACCCUAAAGGGAAACCCCUUAGAGGGACUCUGGAGCGGAUCUGUGGAUCCUCACCUCUGAAAACCCUUGGAAAACUGGGGAAGGGGCUUCGUAUAUCAGGACGCAAUGUGUGGGGACACAACUCCCCUCAUUACAGCCCCGGGGACUCGAACACACUGCCACAUGAGAAGGAGAAAAAGAAAGGACUACGCAGGAGUUCAGAAGGGAUUAUGACCCUGCUACGGUGAGGAAGACUAUAGGGAGGAAGAAUGUUAAUCAGCAUGAGUUACUUGAUUAAAUGAAGUGUCAUAAUUUGCUGAUUUUCAGAACUGAAACUGUCAAAAGUUGAUAUUUUACCCAUUUUUGAUGAGUCUCAGUUUAGCUGCUUUAUGAGAUGAGUCAAACAUCCUUGAAGAAGCCGUACAUGGUUGGGUGCAUCACCUCUGAGUUUAGGAUUGUGUUAGAGGAUAAAUAUGUAAACUAUCAGUCUCUUGUAAACUCAAUCACUCUUAUUUGUUUGAGAUGAUAACUUCUGGAUAGCUCUAUGGCUGAAGGCCCACCUCAACUCUACCUUUUGUCUCUUAUGGUACCCCUUAUCACUACGGACUCAAAAGCUCCAUGUCACAGCAAUGAUGUUACUGAGACUACAUUCAUGUUUUAACAGAAAAUGGCUGAUAGAGAGAAAGAUAGAGAGAGAGAGAGAGAGAGAGAGAGAGAACAGCUCUACCCUCAUGAUGAAGUCCUGAGAUGAAAAUAAAAGAGUCAGCAGUAAAGAUGAAGCUUUAUCUUCACAAGGCACAAGAGCAGGUUUCUAGGUUGGUGAGUGAAUUCCUUAAAAAAACUACAAAAACACCCCCUCGAAUGAUACAGGACCUAAAGCUAUCCUACAAUAAAAAUGGUCUGUUGAGAGCCAGUCCAUGAGUCUAGGAGGGGACCACCUCACUGUUGUAGGUCAAUUAUAGAACAGCCUAUAGUCUGCUUAUUUCCUGCAGUUAUGUAAUGUGUUAUAGUAACUUGUUGACAUUGGGAACCUCUUUUGUUUGUCGCUGACAUGUUGUGUACUCGCUGAAUGGGACUAUAUUUAGACUCAGUUAAACAGGUGUGUGAAUGUGUUGCAUUCCAGUCAUAGCUGCUAACAAGCCAAACUGUCCAGUACAAUGAAAGCUGCAGUCUUAUUGUGAGCUGCUGCAGAGAUAAUGCAUAACAUGGGGUCAGCGGCUGCACACAUUCAUGCCCUCUGUCUCUGCUGUUGGUGCUGUGCAGGUUCACAGGUCGACGUAAAGAAGAGCGCAGAGAGAGCCUGCCAUGUGGAAACCUGACCAUCGACAGUGAAGUAGAAGCAUCCAGGCGGCCCUCCUUCCUCAAGAUGGUCAGUCUGGGCAUGCUAAAGAGAGAGUCGAUGUCAGAUAAGGCGUCCUCCCAAGAGGCCGAGGAAGAAACCAUGGAGGAGGAGCCAGUGGUGAAAACCAGAGAGCCCCUCUCAGGUAGCAAGAAAACACCUGCUAUCUAAAAAGUUCAAUCUGCAUGAGACUGAUCUUGGUUUGGACUGUGAUGGAUUAGUAAAAGUACAGAUAUCACAGCAGCCCAAACCUGAAGCUCUGAAAUCCUCUGUUGAACAUUUUCACCAAGCAGUAACCUCUGUGCUGAAAAAUGACAAGUGCAGUUCUUAGAGCAUCCACUAGAGGCUGGUUCUAAAAGCCUAGGAAUCCUAAUUAGAGUCUGUACCAAAAUGACCAAAUCUCAUAAAUCCAAUAAGUGUUGACAGCCUGGUUCUUCAAACAACUAUGGUCUAUUGAACAAGCAUGUUUUAUACACUUCUUACUGAUUACCAAGCUGCAUUAAAUCUUUGAUGCUGACUGGUCAAAACUCAACACUAGAGACAAGCCAAGAACACACAUCAUGUCAAAUCAAUCCUCAAUAAAUAGUUUUGACAUACUGUACUUCUUCUUGUUAGCACCAAAGGCAAAGACGUUAGUUUCCAUUAGCAUGCUAUAUUGUUGGGCAGAACAAUACGGAUGUUUUAAUAUUAGACUCUCAGACAGGACUGCAGAGCUGGUGAGUGCAUCUCUCCAUUAUCAAUCGCUACAAAGAAAAAAAAAACUUACUAGUGGUAAGUACACUACUACACUACUAGUGGUAGUGCUAAAAAAACAACAACACUGUUAAAAGUGUUAAAAGUUUUUUAUGAAGAAGUAACAACUCAACUGACGUACGUAUACUCCCAACAUGAUCUUCAUAGUCCACCGAUCCUUCACAACACUUGUUUUCAGAGCAACAUCAGCAACCAAAUCUCAAAACCUGGUGCUUGAUGGGAAAACUUCUUCACCAGGAGUUUGAGUGAUAUCAGAGAAACUUGAACCUCCUGAUUAGGCUUCAGCAGCACUUCCUUCAGCUCCUGGACGACUCUCUGAUGAGGCUGAGAGGUCCCCAGGUCCCUGAGUCAUUGGGUUCAAUCACCACCAGACUGUGAAAUCAGGAAAUGACCGCACUUCCCUCAGCCUCGGGUUCCUCCAGAUAGACGUUCAACCAAGCUACUGUUCACAGACUCCACAGGGAACUGGAGGAAUAAGCAACAAAUAGCAUAGUUUUAUCAGUUAUGCACACUUAAAGCAGCUUCAUAUAUUAGAAACAAAAACUGAGCAAUUAUCAAAUAAACUCACAAAGUUUCUUUCUACUUGUUCCUCACAGUGCUGGAGAUCCUGCAGCUGGUCAAUCACAGGGACCUACUCCUGGCCGACACACACAUUCAGGAACUGGAGCGAGAGUGUGAGCUGCUGUCUCUCCUGCCCAAUACAUCCAAUCCAAGCCUCACUUCUACCCUCAGCCCCAGCCCCCCUCCCAGCAUUAUUCCCCUAUCGUCCUUAUCCUUAGAUGAAUCCCUCAGUUCCAAUGCAACACUGGAUUCAAGCAGGCGUAAGGCUAAAGAUGUGGAGCUUCUGUACGAGGCCCUGCAGAGGGAGAUGUGGGAUGUAGUGCGGGAGUCCCUCCGCCAACCGAGUGCAGGGCCCAACCUGGGGUUGGUGGUGCUGGUGAUCCAACAGGAGGAGCAUGCUGAUGCUGCCUGGGCCCUGAGAGAGGAAACAAAACCAGAGCGAGAGGAGCCCCAGACUCAGCCCAGCCACCGCCCCAGGCGGCUAAAGAUGAAGUGGAGGCAAGCUGUGGCUGAGGCCGCAGACUGGAGCUUACCCCAUCAAGUAGACACCCAGGCGGGCCAGCUGGCCUCAUAUCUGGAGCGCCUGAGGAGUCGGAUGGUGGAUGACCUGGACGCAGCAAGGAGGAAUGCUGUGUCCAUUUAUCCAGAGGAGUUUGCCGCCUUCCAGGUGUAUGUGGAGAGUUACCAUCGAGCUGUGGCCAAACGACUGCGGACCAUCACAAGCGGCCCACUGCAGAUCACAGACGUCUACUCACUGCUGGACUGGUUCUACAACAUCUACAACAGGUAGAGUGCUCCGACCAGACUGAGAUGCUCUAAUGCAAUACUGAUGUAUUACACUUGGGCAACAAACUUGAACUUCUUGAGUAACGACCUGUAAUUCUUUUCCAGGGAUGUCCUUGGAACCAUUAGUACAACAACACCAAUCAGUUAUUCACCACUGGAGCCAAUCCUGCCCCAAAACACAGUGGACCGGCUGGAGCAAGACUGCAUCAGUAUUGUCAGAGUAAGAGAUCUCUCGACUUUACUUUGGAAAAAUCUGCAUCACGGAUAUCAAAAUAACAUUAUAUCAAUCAUUUUGCAUUUUGUCGUUGCCAUAAAUACAACAAACUUCAGCUGACCUUUGGCAGAGACAGCACAGAUAAAACAGACACAACAGUGAGAGGCACUGCUGGCUGAAGACACACAGAAAAAGUGUCACAAAGUAGUCAGGGUAUAAGCUAGAGCCACUUCAGCCGUCAUGCAGCAAACAUGCUGCCAGUCUGAAACAGCAUUUGAUUUUUUAAAGUCAUUUUUUAAAACCCACAACCAUCUAAUCCACUCUCAGAAAUUAUCCUGAGACCCUCACUGAGGUUUUGAUCCCAAUGCAAGAAAAUGUGUCAUUUUAAAAUCGAUGAAGUGUCAAAAUGUAAAAGAUUAGGCCAUGUCCACUUCCAAAUCCAGCCUCUACAUAAGAUAAUAAUCUAAUAUAAUGCUGUGACUUUCAGGAGAAGGUGACUGUGGAGCUGAUUCAGCUUCUGGAUGAGGAGGAGAGGCGAUGGGCCCAAACUCUGCAUAUAGAGGAGUUUCAGUCCCACCUGGCACGUUCAGUCAUCCAGGUACAUCACUUCCUGGUUUCACUUAAAUGCUCUUUAUCAUCUUCUGGGAUGUUAUUUAAGGAUACAGCUGUCUUAUUGAUCAUGUCUGUUAUAAUUCCAGAGAAUAAAGGUGGACUUGGACAGAUCCACAUCUGUGAACCAGUUUCUUGGGGCCAGAGUGGCUCGUUGUAGUCUCAUUGGACUCGCAGAUUUUCUCUACAAGUGAGUACAUGCUUUUAGAGAGUUUUUAAAUCUCUUUAUGAAAAAGAAAUGUGUUUGUAAAAAAACAUAAAUUGCACAAAAGAAUCCUAAUGUAUUGAUGUACAGAAGGUUAAAACAAAAUCUAUGUAAGCAGGUGAAAAGUGUGUCAGUUGUCAUCAUUGUACACUGGUCUUGUCUUGGUAUGAAAACAGUGUGUUUUUCUUAAACAUGUGUCUUCAGUUUCCAGAGGAAAGCUGAGAUGUUUCAUGAGACUCAGGCAGAGUUUGGAGAUCGAGGGGACGGAUACGUUUCCAGGACCAUCGCUCUGGUCAACUGUUGUCCUCCUCUCAGGUCUGAAAACACUUAUUAUUUCUUACCUUAAUUAAUUGGCAUUAUGCCUUUUCAAUAUGCUGCAGUAUUUCAGUGAAAAAGUGAGUUCAAUUACUCAUGUACUUACUGUAGAUCCUUAGUGGAGCGCUGCAGGCAGUGUGACCCACAGGGCAGCGAGGAGUCAGCCCAGAGAGCAAACUCGUCCCUGGACAGGAUCAUCAACCAAUCAGUGAGGGUGCUGUGUGACCGACUGUUUGAGCACAUCAGGGUGAGUAGCUCUUAUCUAACUAGAUUUACACCAUGGGCAGGAUCACUGAAUGAGAUUUCUGUGACUGAUGGACUUAAAUCACCUGAGCUCUUUUUGCACUGAGAUUCAGACACAGCGCCAUGAUGCAUUUGUGCUGUAAACUUGCACCCUGUAAGAGUUUGGUAUGUAGCUGUGUUUUCACAAAACAGUCAGGCUCAGAUCAGUACUCAAUAACUCUUAGUGUACCCUAAUGUAGGGGCUCAGUCAACUGAUGUACCAUAAUACAUCAUGGUUCAAUUUUAAUCACAAUGGGGAAAUUUGCAGUGUUAACAAAGGAUCAGCAUAGCAAACACAGAAAAAUAAGUACACUGAUCAUGCUCAGAUAAUAAUAAAAAGUUAACUUAGACCUUAGACCAAACUGUAACUAAAUUGGCCCACUUGGUGGAAAUGUACUGUGAGCAUUGCAGUCAGUGGCCAUGAUGUUGCAGAAGCACAAGAAGCUCAACAUGUAAACUCACCUUUCAGUCAAGUGUCUUUUUCACACACUUACGACUGCUGCUCUGCUGCACCAGUGUGGUCUGAAACCAGAACACAGAGGUGGGACAGUUUCAGAAUGUUUUGUGUUGUUAAAAUCCAAAGCAUAUCAAAAUAUGCUAUAUUUAGAUAUUUUAAUUCUGUUUGAAACCAGAUUUUAAAACGGGUACUGAAAAAGCAUAACUACAGUGAACCUACAUGAGCCAAAUAGGAUGCUAAUACAUUUAUGCAAUGAAUUCAGACCUCAGUCACAUCCCAAUUUAUAGAUGAACUCUGAAACCAUUGUGUAUUUACAAUAACAUUACUCAAAGAGGUGAUGCACCGCUUGAUGUAGGUCUAGAUUUAAGUAAUCGAGUAUUCUACCGAAUACUCCAUCAAUUAAUUAAUUGGAUUUUUUUUUUUUUUUUUUUUCUCUUUUAAAGAACAAUUAUCGCAGAACAAUCGGGGAACAAUAGCGGAACAAGCAUGUGCGGUUGCGAAUUGCAAUACUCAUAAGAAAACUUCUUAUGAUAUUAACUUUCAUCAUGUCCCUAAAGACAUUAGUGUAAGAGAGCUGAAUAGCUUCUAUGUUACCUGCUACUUCUACUACACUGGCAAUGUUAGGCUGCAAGCCAGCAUGAGGAGGAGUGUGCAGAGCAGCGCUGUCUCUGCCCACGACUCAGAUGCGACUUGCUAAUGAGCUACUGGAGCUGUGCAAAAGAAAAACCCCUCUCAUCAUUCAUAUUUUACACUCCGCAGAACCAAAAUCUCGUUACUACUCCUUCUACUGUGGUGACGUAAGCGCGUCGUGUCACCUUGAAAAUAGUCUGUGCCAAACAAUGACGAUUUGAGUUUGUAAACGAGUACUUGGGGCAGAGAAAAUUACCCAAUCAUUUUUUGUAAUCGAGGUACUUGAGGAAUCAUUUCCACAGAGUCAGUCACUUUCCUCUGCAGUCAGUAAACAAGUACCUCAAGUUUAUGCAAAUGCAGUACCGUGAUUAUGUGCUUAUUUUCUUUGCUACACUGUAAUUUAUCCAUUGUUGGUCUGUUGUCGUUGCAGCCCUUCUUUGACAAGUUGAUCAAAAGAAAAUGGUUGAACAACACAGAGGCGUUUGAGGCUAUUGAAGCCAGCAUCAAACAUCACUUCAAGAAGUUCAGGAGGAUGGACUCUCCACCAUAUCAGGUACUCCAGUGCAGACAGAGUGAAUCUCAUAUCUGAACACUGUCCAACAAUUUUCGUCACUCAGUUUUUUUUUUUUUACAAUCGGCUGACAGACUCUGGUGGGUGAGGUGCACCGCAGGGUCCUGGUGGAGUACAUAAGAGCCAUAAUGCGAGGACGGGUCAUCUGCACAUCCUCCAAGAUGAGGAAAAGGAUGGCGAUCCGCCUGCAGGAUGAAGCCAAGCAGCUGAAAGGACUCUUCAAGGAUCUGGUGAGUCUCCUCUUUUGAACCAGGCACUGUUAUCAGAGAGGACACAUUUAGCCAAACAAAGCACUGCUGUAUGUUAAGGUAAAGCAGAGGUUCAUAGCUCAGUUCCAUUGACUGGGUCUUGAGUGCCCGUGCAGGGCUGCAUAGUGUGAAGGCUGUGCAUGGAGCCUGACCCUCCAACUUCCCAGGUCAGGAAUAACUCAGACAAUGUUGAUACAGUCAGCUCUGAAAAACGGCUGCCGUCAGUGAGAUGAAGAUGGAUGGACUUCGCUUACGUUAGCACUUGCCGGAGGAGGGGAAGAGUUUGUUAAACAUCCAGGCCUGACAGCCUGGCAUUUGCCCCCUUUUCUGCGAGGAGUUCAAACAAGUGUCCGUCACCUCAGCUGACAACAGGAAGCCGCAGUGUUCAGGAGGAACUUCCUGUUCCUGUCAGCUGGCAGGCUUUGAUGUGGCUUUGGGAUGGCCUUGAUGGCCUUUUUUCUGCAGAGGCGAGGGAAGAAGUGUCUCUGGAAACUGGAAGCUUGUGGGUGGGGGGUGGGGUUAAGUUUUUAAUGGCUGUCUAAAAAAGACGUCGUUAUUUUUAGAGAAUGCCAGGCCAAAGAAUCCUGCUUUCUCCUUCCGCUGUGUGUGGAGCAACAACAAGACUGAGAAAAACAGAGGUGGGGCUCUGUUUUCCACUCAGAAAAUCACCUUCAUGUUUGACCCCUGGCCUGGAGAGGCAUUAAUCGGUCCCUCAUCUGGAGGUUUGACUGUUUAUCGUCUUGAAAACACAGUUUUUGUCUGCAGAGGAAUUGAUCUGGAUGCAGUGGAAUUAUAGCUAACACUCACAAUUAUCUUAUUGAUAGACCAUAGAGUGAUCGCAGUAUACGAUGAUCUCAGCCUCAUUGUUCGAAAAGUGGAGCUGAUGCUUAAGUGCCUGUGAGCUGCAUGCUUUCUAAUGGUCAGCAGGGGGAGACUCCAUAAAUCAUAUACACUGAUUUAAAAACUGACCAGAAACAGAGCUGACUUCUUAUACGUAAUAUUAUCUCAGUAAAUAUAUGUCCCCCAGAGUUUAUGGUUAAAAUCAUGAAUUAUAGGACUAAUUUAAAGCUUCUGUGAUGAGUUUUUGCCUGGUUAUGAAGAAGUUAAAAUGAACAUAGAUGCCUCUUUAAGAACUGUAAAAGCAAAAAAGAUAAACAGAGUAAAGGGGUAUUUCUAUGUAAACAUUCAUUGUCUGAAUCCACUGCCAGGGGGUUUGUGUCAGGAAAAGAAAAUGGACCCCACCGAACAGAUUCUGGACUAGUAAUAAAAGACGAUGGAUUACAUUACAUUUGUGCAUUGAGGAGCAAAUGAAGCCCUGUGAAACUCUUUCUGUCCCAAAAGGAAUUUGAAGCCUUGAAGAAUAAUCACAGAAAAUGCAGUGACAUUUGGUGUAAAGCUGUCGACCAUCUAACUGAGAGUCUGAGGCACCAGUGCACCUCUAUUCACAAUGUUAGUCCAUUUGAGAAUUAAAGUCUGAGAGGCCCACACUUGACAUAGCAGUUGUUUAGUUGUGGUAAAUGAUUUGAUGAGGACAAAUCAACAAUUCAGCAGCAAAAAGUUGUAUUGAACAAAUCAAAGUAGUAUCAAAAAGAAGAUUUAUUUGACAACAAAUGCACGCUUUGGUGCGAGACAUAUCUUGACCUCAAUGGGUGAUGGUGCUUAUGGGAAAUGCAGUCCUCAUCCUGGUGAAACACGGCAAAGUUUGGUGCAUGAUAGUAGUCUUGUAAAUUAGUGUCAAAUUAAAAGUGAUGUAACAGAUGCUAAUUGUCUCAGUUUUUACUACGACACCAAAAAGUAAUAGCAGGAGCCACAACAGACAACAGCGUGACUAGAGUUACUGUGCCUUUCACAGCACUUUUUCAGCUCUCCUCUCUCUGGUCCUGGCACCUGGACAGACCAAAGGUUCCUACCUUUGUUUCUUAGGAAAUCAUUUGCAGUCUCUGACCUUGCCCUCCAAACAAGAUCCCAGUUUGAAAGAUCCCUCAACUGAGACCAAAUGGUGAAACAUUGCACGCAAUUUUCUUUGGGAGUGGAAAGAGCAAAAGAAAGAAAGAAAGAGCAGGGUGGAAGCCAUCAUCAAAAUCUUGGUGUGUGCCUUGCAUACUCCGUAUAGCCCACACUUAAAUCAUAAGUGAGACUGAACAAUUGCUGUGCUGCCUUGGUUUCGUCUGAAGGCGUCUUCAGCAUCUUCCCUGUCCUUCCUCAGAGAACGGUGUUCGCGCUGCCUCUCCCCUAAACUGAAACUCACUGAAACUUUUUAUUAACAGCUCAAAUCAAUGUAAAAUAAAAUUGGGAGUGUGAGGGCUUUGAAUCUAAGUUUACGGAGGUCUGCUGCAUCUUCAACACAGAGAGGAGAGCAGGGAGAGAGAGGCUGUCGUAAUCACAAGCAUGCAGGGGUGCAAACAAGCAAAUGUUUGCCAGAGUGACAAAGUCUUGAAAUCAUAAGAUAUGUUUUAUGAAGGCCCAGCACACUGAUUGAUUUGUUCGAUCUGCAGCCUGUGAUACAUGUAUUUGUGACUGAGCUAUGAUCCAUUCCACACAGUGUAGAAGCAUUGACUCAUGGUCCCAUUCAGUUCCGUUUAUACUGUCCAGUUAGACAGACAGAAAGACAUGCUUUGGUUCCAUGUAUUGUGUUUUCCAAAGAAUGAAGAGUUUUUUGGUUUUGAAGAGGUUUUAAAUCACUGUAGUCAAUUUGUCUUAAAUGAAUCUGAUUUUUUUUUUUGGGUUUAAUAAAUAACUGCUGUGCUUUUUGUCUGUCUGCAGGAGUCAAGCUCAUCCUGGUUGGACAGCGUCAUCAGCCACCUGGCUGACAUCAUCCUGCUGGAGGACACUCCUUCCAUCCAGAUGGAGGUUGCUGUCCUGGUGAAAGAGUUUCCAGAUAUUCGGUGAGGGCUUGAAAUGAUUAUCAGUUAGGACAUAUUUAUUACAACCAGGAUGUGUCUAUAAAAACAGAUAUUCACUGCACUGUACCCCCAGAGGUCCCAUUCUCUUUUCUGCUUACCGCUACACAUUCACACUGCUGUUUUUGGCCGUCAGCCAAGCAAAGAAAAAUGUAAGACCGUGGAUGUUUUUUUUUGUCACAAUGGAUCAAAACAAGGAAAAGAAGUGCGGAAACAUAUCUACAUUAACUUUGCUAUUUUUGGAGAGGACGAGGGUCUGUUUUGAGAAUGGAUGAGGCUGAGAGGCCUCAUGGGGGAGUCCCAGCCAUUCGAGCUGUUUGUGUUUAAGAUUAAGACUCAGGUGACGGUCGGCAACCUACGACCGCAUGUGACGCACUACCCUCUGUGGAACAGACAGGAAGCUGCUGCCGAGUACUUCCUGUUCCUGCCACCCUGCAGGAGACAGACUGGUGCCACACUUGGAAUCAAAGGGGGAGAGGUGUAGAGAGGAGAGUAAAACAUAGUAGUUCAGACCUGCAGACAUGCUAACUCACUGCUUGGCUCACCCCCUUUUGUUUACUGUAUGCUGGUAUUUUCGGAGAUCAAAGCCUGCUGACCUUCCUCGAGUCCAUUCAUGAAGACAUGACUGUACCUACACAUGGGCAUUUGAUCAAACCUCUAAACACACAGCUUGGCCAAUGCAUUGUUGAUGAGUGAAACAGUCAUAUAACGCUGUGAAAAUUAGGUCAAGGAGUUUUUCUAUCUAGGUUUGGUCUCCUGAGGUAGCUCUAAUUCAUCAAGACUAAACACGAAUCCUUCUAAUUGGGCUGAAUCCAGGGCUACUGUAUGUAGCUGAUGAUCUUGUUCAGUCUCUUUAGAAGGAUGUGGACAGGAUAACAUGUGUCUGUAUUUGAAGAUGGUUAUAACUUUUGUAUAUUUUUGUCAGUUUGAGAUAUCGUAUCACAAACUCAAAGUAACAACAGAGUGAGCUGGUCAUCCUUUUCUGUUAGCAAUUCUACUUUGCAUCGCAAUGAACUGUGGGAUUUGUGGCAUAGUAUGUCAGUGACCAUCAGGUGUUUGAGGGAAGUUCUCACACAUAAUUCAGACAGCACAAAGUGGUCUGUGAGUACAGUCUGGAAGUCUGUCAUGGAAGUAGGAUGUUUGCACAAGUGUUGUACUUUGGUUAUUUGUCAUUACAAAAUCCGUCUGUGAGGCAUGGAGAAUUUUUGGCGAUUUAAAUGACAAUGAAAAUCUCUGACAGGAUUUUCUUCUCAGAAAGUGGAACUAUAUUUUCUGCUAUUUCCCAGAAACAGUUGCCAUGACUCAAAUAGCUGUGGCUCUUACUAAGAGUCCUGGCAGCUUUUGACGACACCAAACAGACCUGAUUUCCAUUAACAUCAGUCUGCCCCUCUUCCUCUCUGCAUCCUUCCUCCCCACAGGAAGAAGCAUGUCUCCACCCUGCUCAACAUACGGGGCAUGAUGCGGCAGGCAGAGCGCCAAGAGAUCCUCAACAUUGUCAAAGACUUCGAAUGCCGCAGUGCCCUCAUGAGCCGGGACCAUGCACUCUUUUCCGAUAUCCCCAUCACCUCGGAGGUUCACUGCAUCAGCCUUGGUUUCCUCCGGCUUGCCAUGACCGUCUCCAACUGGUUCUCAGAGCAGCGUCUGAGGAUAAACCGCAGGACAAGUGCCAGAAGUGCAGCAGCUCAUCCUGCUGAGGGCCAGAACACAGAGGACAUGAUUAAAGCACACCGAGAAGACUAGCUAUGGGUGUUCAGAGUGAAGAUACUCAUGAGAUGUACAUGCACCUUGACCAAAAACUGAUUGUACCAAAAUAUUGUUACCAGCCACUUAAAGAGACUUGACCUCAGGUACUGCACGUACUGUACACGCUCUCUGACUUAUUCAUCUUUCUCCAUCCCCAGAUGUGCAUUUUUAAUCGAAAUGUGAAACUGGCUGUGAGCUUUGGUAUGUUGAUGUUCAUCUUAAGGAAAAGAAGUGAUGUUAAAUUGUGUUGAGUAAACUAACGAAGCUUUUGUCCAUUGCUUGGACUAUUGUGGACUCUGAGGUCCUCUGACACAAGAGGGAUGUCCCAGUCAUUAUUUUUCCUGUUACCUAUGAUGCACACUUGAAGGUUUGCAGGAAUCAGCUUGAAAUAGCACAAAUUCAUUCAUUUUAUAAUAGUUAAGAGACUUAUUUAGCAUCUGGAAAGACCCCAGUGCUAAUAGAACAGCAUCACUGUUAGAGAUCCUGGUGCAAGUGACAAGAUGUUCAAUGAAGAUGCAAUGAUCUCUAAGGAGCAAAAUGCAACCUCUCUGGUAUACAGAGUGACCAGAGGCUUCAGGGUAGAAAGGUGGAGGUCAGGAUGAUGUAGACGCAGCAACAGCAGUGGGAGCACUGUGUAUGUUGGGCUCCGGUGUAGCAGAGAUGAGUGAGAGGGAAGUUGAUUCAGAGGGACUGCCUUGAGGUGUGGAUGUGCUGUGAUUGGUGUGUCAGAGAGUAGAGGUGAUGAUUCAAUCAUCAGGCUGUCGACUGAUUAUAGUCAGGGCGUGUGUCUGUCAUGUCCUGUAUGACCUAACGUGAUAUUUCAUUUUCAUAAAUCACAACAGGGAUCAUUAUCAGUGCCAGAAAUACAUCUUCAACAGCCCUCACUUAACGAGUCAGGAACAGGUCACUGUGGACCACACCUGACAUCUCUUACUGUCAAUGCAUGAUUCACAGACAAAGUUAGUGCUCUGUUUGAACAGUAAAACAGCAUCAGUGUGAUUUUUCCUGUAACUGAAUCAUGAAAAAAAAAAACUUGUACAGAGUGAGUGGCUGUUCACUUUAAAUUUUAGGGAACGUUUGUCCAAAUUUAAAUGAUAAUACUUCAAGGGGCUCUAUUUUCGUGCCUCACCAGCGACGUGGCGCAUGCGUGGCGUAAGUCAGGUCCGCCACACCGACAAGGUGUUCCCAAGCACAAUUUGGUAUUUUUUUCCCCCCUAACUCAGCUCCUUCCAGCGGCGUAAGUCGUAGGGAGGGAGGAGAGAGGGCGUUGAGUGGGUUUAACACAGCCGAGACCUGUUUUCACCAAUCACAUCAGCUCCUCUCCUUGCCUUUAAAUCCGCCACUGUCGAGGCAUAUUACAAUUUUCAUGAAGUAGUCAAAGAGAUGUCUGAAGACAGCAAUGCCAAACAAUGACGACAGAAGGCAGCCCCUCAACAAUCAUCGCUGUAAGUGCUGCAGAGGGCGUCCUGUCUCAUAUAAACACGGACGGAUUUGGUGUGUGUAAUGUUGGACCCACUGGUAAGACAAACACCCCUUCCCACUCACAUAAAGUUGCAUAUAUUUAAACCUCGCGUGACAAAGGUGGGUUGUGCGCACAGAUCAAAACAUAAAUUCCAAUAAUGGCAUUAAAAUCGGAACCAUCUGUGCAUAAAUGACGCGUCGCGCUCCGUGGCCUGGCUCUUUCUUUCAUAGAUGUUGGCAUAUAAAAUAAAUUUGGCUCAUAAAACUGAAUAUUAUAAUAUUCGUAUGUAGGCUUGAAGUAAAUAACUCAUCUGAUCACUGAAAUAAAUCAUCUGUUCAGCCGCCGCAGCAGCAGCUGCAGCAGGACAGGGAGAGGACACGGAGACAUGUCCAGGUCGAGCUGCAUGAGAAAUAAGAGGAAGAGGAAGUAAGAAAAGGAGGGAGGUGAAUUACAUAUCUUGUUCACUUCAUCAUGUGUGUCUAUUUACUAGAUAUUUAAUUUAAUUUAAUGCGGUUUCAGCUGUGUAGAUUCGAUCAGGUUGUGUGUCCAAACGCGUGCCGAACGCACUCAUCAGAUCAGAUAUAGAUCAGAAUAUUUCAAUAUAGAUCUAAAUGUAUUUGCUGACUCAGAAUAUUAGUUGUUGUUGAUUAUUUAUUGCACUGAAAUGUGCCUGACACUGUGGAAACCUGCCGGUGAGGCAUCGGUUACGUAUACCGAUACGACGCUGCUUUACCAAAAUACUACUAGACCAGCUGCGUUUUGCCUGCGCUGAAAGCUGACCAGGUUUGAAUCGGCGAGCUUUCAGCACACUUUAUACGCCACCGGCGAGCACGAAAAUGUCACUGCUCCAGCUGAUUCUGUCAACACCUCCCCCUGCCACUCCACCAUGCCCAGCUUGGCAUGGGCAUUUUUUUGGGGCAUUUUUUUACAGGAAAAGUGUGGAUCUUAAUUGUACUCAAUUAUAAAAUAUGAUUCAGUUUCUCAGGCAGGACGAGACUCACCAAUAUCCAAUGCAAAUCUGGUUCUGACAUCUUCACUACAUCAUUCUGAAUACAUCCUCGGAUUCCUUUACAGUAUGUUCAUAUGAAAAGUGUGUGUUCAUGUUCCUCUUGUUGAGAUUCAUGAAGACAAUGCUGCUCCAGUGAAGUGGGUCAUGUCAAUCUGCACUAGUGAUGUACUUAAGUGAGACAAGGUCUGUGCUGAGGGACCCAUUUCUCUAGCAAAUGUAUACAUUAGACUAUACAGUCCACAGGAGAGCAGAUACUCAUGCUGAUUUGGAGCAGACACUCACAGUUAUGGAGGGUUUAAUGGUUGGAGAUAGUUUUGUUUUCUGUCACCACCUCUGCUCCGCUGUUUUGGCAAAGAACACGGCAGGAGCCUCAUUUGUCCACAGAGCUGUCAAUCAUGACAUCACAUAUUGAAAAAAGGAGUCUCUUUGACAUAAAAUAAAAAUCUUAAAGCAACAAGCAGCCUUUUAUGCCCCAGCAAAUGCCUACUCAACUGCAAUGUCAUGUCAACAAAAUAAUAACAGAUAUCAAGAUCUGGCAUUGAAAUUGAGUCCAAUGGAUGCAGAUUCUACCUUUUCUUAUGUCGGGUAUUUGAAUGGGGGUUCGUACUGGAGCUGAGAGUCAUACCAGAUCAUGAACUGUUGUCAUGUCUCCUAACUAAACCAAAAGACAUCAUGAUGCCUUCUGCUUGCAUUUGUUAUUGUUUUGAAAAGUGGUUUAGAAAGUUUGAAGUCCAUUGUGAUCUGAAGCAAUAACAUCAUCCAUCAUCGUCAGUCUUUUAAGCCUUUUCAGUCUUUUUAGGUUUUUCAGUUUUUUUCUCCCCCAUUUCUCUGAAGAAAUACUUUAUCACAAACACCAUUUAAUAUGAUUUAAGAAGUUUUUCUUUUUAAACUGUAUUUACACUACCAUAUAUACCUAUUCUCUGACAUAAAGUCCAUAUGUAUGUUCGGAUAUAAUGUUUGGAAAUGUAAAUGUGUUGAACUUUACUGUGAAUGACAUGGAUCUGUUGCUGGAAACGUAAUAAAAACCCAUUGACUGGGUAGACUAAA